Molecule: messenger RNA, 1322 nt
Organism: Cyprinus carpio (common carp)
Lineage: Eukaryota; Metazoa; Chordata; Actinopteri; Cypriniformes; Cyprinidae
Biological process (GO): G protein-coupled receptor signaling pathway
Cellular component (GO): membrane
Molecular function (GO): G protein-coupled receptor activity
Source: RefSeq, a predicted model, not a curated record
UGAUUUUGUUUUAUUUUAUAUUUCAAAAUAUAUAAAACUGCCUUUUAUAUAUUGUAAACACAUCACACCAUUGACCUCUAUAAUGUUUGAUAAACUCUUGAUUAUGCAUGACGCAAACAUUUAGUUAGGGACGGAAAAAAGGCUGAAACCAGUUUCCAGGAACCUGCCCCGUGAAUCUCAGACAGUCCUCCUCAUUUUAAAAACGCCCCGCACGCGUGUCUGCGUUCACUCGCGCUCUCAUCCUCAGCUUUCAUUCAUACAGUAUUAUCAUCAAUGGUUGCGCUCUCUUUCAUGUGCAUGCACUGAUACUCUCAUCACUCAUGAAUAUUUCUGAGAGCAGAGCGGGUCUCGGCACAGUGCUGCCUCUCACUAGUUUCGAGAACGUGCUUUUGUUUCUCUUUAAUAUAAUUCUCGCCACCGCCAUUGUUUUUGUCAACGCGUCCGUGUUUAUCGCCAUCGUGAUAAGCCGAUCACUGCGGAACGAGAACCGCUUCAUGUACAUGCUCAGCACGUGUCUCAGCGACAUAUGCACGGGCGUCACGUAUUAUUAUGCGGGAGUUAUGAAUGUACGCGAUUAUUAUGACUCCCCAACUCGCACUUUCUUUCUCGCUUACAGUUUUAUGGGUCUGUCCUAUAUAGCGAUUUUGGUCGCCCAAGCAGACCGCUACCACGCGGUCUCAGCGCCUUUCAAAUACUCGCAGCGCAUGACUCGAAACAGAACCCUGCUGGUGAUUCUGGGCUACUGGGUUUAUUCUUUUUUUAUAGUGGCUGUUAAUAAUUUGGUGCCUAUAGGUGUUGCUAUAAGAGUGACGUUCCUUGCUGCUUUUGUGAGUAACUUUUUCACCGUCAUUAUCAUGAUUGGGCUGAACUUCAGACUGUUCUUCAUUGCCAAAUUUCAGCUAGGACGCGAACCGCCGAGCGAGGAACGCGACAACAAGCGCGCGUCCAUUUAUCUCAUCAUAAUAGUAGCCGUGUGUUUUCUGAUCGCGUGGUUGCCCCUUUUUCUUUCUGUUAUUGUGUGUAAUUUUGCGGGGUCUUCAUGCUAUUCAUUCAAAAAUGAGGGCACAGACCCCCUGCGCAUUUUGGCGCGUCUCAAUGCAGUCACCACUCCUUUACUGUACAUCAGAGGCUGUACUCCACUCAGGAGCACCAUAAUGAUUAAAGUCUGGAGAAUACCAUGCUGCAAGAGUAAAGGAGUGAAGCCACAGAAUAUGGAGAAGACUGUAAACAAGAUGUAGCAUGGAUGUGACAAACUUCGAGUGACAUGACUUUUUAAAUUAAAGAGACUUCAAGAAUUCACUGGCCAAAAGAAAAAAGUUAUC